Molecule: messenger RNA, 1290 nt
Organism: Pyricularia oryzae 70-15
Lineage: Eukaryota; Fungi; Ascomycota; Sordariomycetes; Magnaporthales; Pyriculariaceae
Exons: 4
Coding region: 332-1219 (295 amino acids)
Biological process (GO): proteolysis
Molecular function (GO): glutamic-type endopeptidase activity
Source: RefSeq, a predicted model, not a curated record
CAACCCGGGACAAGGACAACUUCCGCCGAAGAUCUGAGACCUUUUUAUAUAUAUUGUUUUUACCCUAUUAGACGAGCUCGCUUCUCCAUUUGCGCCUCACACGGCACGGCGCCAUAAUAUAUUCUGCACCUGCAUCUUGCCGUUUCCCGGUAAAUUUGCCAUAGUGAAUAGCUGGCAGAAUUCGAAUAGGCAACCAACCACUAUAUUCAACACGCGGAACCCUCCACCUUUCCAUCCCUCGCUUUAUUCGUCUGCCGUUUUUGUUUUCCUGUUUCGUCGAGCGUUGCCCUUUGAACAAGCUCCGUCCGAGAGACAAAAAGCCACAAAAAAGAUGCGCACCUUUUCUCUCCUCGUUUCCCUCCUCCUCCUCGUCGUCUCCACCUCCGCCAUCGAGAUCAAGGUGGUGUCGGUGACGGCCGAGGAUGGCGCCAAGCCCAUCGACCCGGCCAGCAUCAAGCUGGUGCCGCGGCCCCUGAGCCCGUCCUCGAUCGAGCGCGUGCGCAACAAGACGGUCGAGGACGGGGACCCCGCCCACGCCGGCCGUCGGAGCGCCACCCCGGCCAACGCCGUGUCGUACAGCGGCAACUGGUGCGGCGCCAUGCAGAACGCCCCGGCCAGCAACCUCGUCUCGUCCGUGUCCGGCUGGCUCACGGCGCCGAUUCUCGACAUCAGGCACACCGAGAACCGGACGCCGCAGUUUGCCGCCUCCUGGAUGGGCAUCGACGGUGGGGAGAAUUGCCGGACUGCGCUGCUGCAGGGUGGCACGACGACUGAGAUCGAUGCCAAUGGUUUCCAGACUUCCAAGGCUUGGUUCGAGUGGAUCCCAGAUGCGGCUUAUGACAUUCCCAACAUGCCUGUGGCCCCCGGAGACAACAUCCACAUCGAGGUAGAAGCCAUAACCAGCAGGAAGGGCCGAAUCACAAUGACCAACGCAGACCAGCCCUUCUCCAUCGUGAUAGAGCUCACAGACGGCCAGCCCCUCUGUCGCCGGCAUGCAGAGUGGAUCGUCGAGAACUUCCGCAUCAACUCCAAUCGGGUGCCGUUCGCCAAGUUUGACGACAUUUGGUUCCAGGAGUGCGAGGUCAAGCUGCAGAACGGACAGACCUGGGGAGUGGAUGGCUCCAGGAUGUACUACAUGGAAACCGUCUACGAUGUCCCCGUCUGCCGUGCGCUCGAGUACGACAAUGGUAUAUUUUUGGCCGAGUCGGACGGAAACUGAAGGCUGUUUUUUUUGUCAAGUAGCCGCUUUUACUAGUCAUCUGUCACCUUGAGGUUCUACCCAGUAUUAAC